CUCUCGAGUGCGACCCGGAGUGGUUGUUUCUGCGUUUGUAUUGACGACAGGAAGGUCACCCCGGCGGCGAUGCAGGAGGCCCGCCGCUUGUUGGAGAACCCCCGCGAGUUGCACGGUCUCCGGAACGAAGCUCUGGACCACCCCCGAGGCUACCGGGGCACCAGAUCGGCGGAGGACCUCGACCGCCACCAGCUCCGCAACCUGGUGGGCGCCGCCACCCUACCCGACAACGGCCUGGUCAAAAUCCUCGGGUUCUUCCUCGGCGACCUGCGGGCGCUAGAGAGCGCGUGUGCCGAGGCGGAGCUGCAGGGGCUGGUGGAGUUGAGCAAAUUCGUCGGCGACCGGGGUGUCGAUGCGCCGGUAGUUCACGACAUCCCGGCUUUCGCGGGCGACCCGGCUGCCUGGACAGCUCCGAUCCCCUUGGAAGCAGGGGAUGUGCACCCAGUAACAGAGGCGCGCGUUCUUACCACAAUGAACCCAUCACCACCACCAAACCACCGGGAAGGUGUCCCAAGCGGCCAGCAACGUCUCGUCCUUGGAGGGUGGGCCGGCCGGGCACGAAAAACGACCGGGGGCAUCCUGCGUGGAGGUGGAGGGGGAUCGGAACGAGUCCUCGGUGUCCGCGAUCCCCCACUGCGCUGCGCUGUCACAGCUACGCCUCCAAUUCCGUCAAGCAGCCGUAGCGGUCGAGCGCUCGUCCGGGCUCGGUCUUUCCUUCAUCGAGCAUGCACCAACGGGGGAACGGUCACCGACACGCGCGUCGGCGAGAUGAUGUUGGAUUUUCUAGGCGAAGAGAUCGAGAUUCACGCCGCGGCCAACGGCGGGCCUACGGUGAACGGCAUCCGGCGGUGUGACGAGCUGGAGGAGGCGCGCGACCAGGGUCUUCUCCAAAUCCGCGAGGUGGCGGGGCGCGUGGGGCGGGAGGUUCGGGGUAAACACGUCCGGACCCGAGACGACUGCGCCGCUGGAGGUAACGCAAGCUGGACCGGCCGCUCGAAGGGGGUCAACGAGGAGGAGCCCGAGGCAGCCAAGCGGGAAGCUGAGGCGGCCCAUGCUCGGGCGCAGGAGGAGGAGAAAGCCAAAACGGCGCAAGCCUUGAGAGCAGCGACCAACCGCGUGGAGAUGGCCAAGACCGUCAAGAAGCGCCGGGGCACGGGCGGUAAGAUUGCCGCCGGCGUUGCAUUCGUUCGAACCGGGAUCCUAUUCGUUGUGCAUAUGCUGUUGCUGCUGUUCUUGGUCGUUGAUGUUGAUGAUGUUGAUGAUGAUGAUGCUUAG
Ectocarpus sp. CCAP 1310/34 is the source of this 1275-nucleotide messenger RNA. The record is from the annotation of a GenBank genome assembly. NCBI's taxonomy places the organism in Eukaryota, Phaeophyceae, Ectocarpales, Ectocarpaceae.